Molecule: messenger RNA, 2811 nt
Organism: Phyllostomus discolor (pale spear-nosed bat)
Lineage: Eukaryota; Metazoa; Chordata; Mammalia; Chiroptera; Phyllostomidae
Gene: NFU1
Product: NFU1 iron-sulfur cluster scaffold
Exons: 8
Coding region: 1684-2307 (207 amino acids)
Biological process (GO): iron-sulfur cluster assembly
Cellular component (GO): mitochondrion
Molecular function (GO): iron ion binding; iron-sulfur cluster binding
Source: RefSeq, a predicted model, not a curated record
ACUCGGGCUAAGAUGGCGGCGUCCUGGCUGGGCAUGGGUGCUGCGGCGGUUGCUGCAGGGUUGUGCAGGCGAUUCUGUCAUAUGAUGACUCCAUACAACAUGAAGAAACAGCCUCUGCAUCUGUUUGCACAAAGACCACUUUUCUUACUACCCCCAACCUUAUGUAACACAGGAUUUUCCUGGUCACCAAGUCACCAACUGAUAUCUUAUAGGACAAUGGCUUCAGUAAGCAAAAUGUAUGGGAUUUUAGUUUCAAUUUCUACUUCAUCAAGGAAAUGAUUCAACAUCAGUUAGCUGGAACUGCAUGGCGAGGUGCAAAAACAAUUCUCAGCUGUCAAAUUAGAAUGUUCUCUUGUAAAGGUUAAAAAAAGCACUUCCAUAACAACCAUAUGUUUUGCCACAUUUAAUCUCUAAUUUAAAAUGAAACUGUUGCUCUUUGAUACUUUACCAUCUUUUCUAAGUUGUGUGGUAUGAGAAUUGUGACAAGAUAAGACAUUUUAAAUGUAUUUUCCUGUUAUGCUUGGCACUAAGUAUGGAGUGGCAGUAUGCACAGUGGCUAAGCAAGUCAAUGAUGGGAAAUUGGCAGCUUUAUCAGUUUAUUUGAGUGACGCUGAGCUUUAGUUCCCAUAUGUAUAAAACAGGAUAGAAACAGUAUCUCUCUGGCAGGACGUAAGGAUUAAAUAAUGUAAUUCAUGUGGAAUGCUUAGCACCAUGCUCAGCACAUAUUAAUAACUCAUUGAAUUAACCUAUUUCAAUAUAUUGCUCUACGAUGAGAAUUGGUAUUUUUUUUUUGGUCAGAAGGUUUAUUUUUAUAAUAAAUAAUAAAGGUCUGUUUAAUAGUUUUAAAACUCUAGCCCUGUCUAUCCUUUUGUCUUCUAAGAUGUUGUCAUUUUAACUCAGGUAGGAAAUUAAAGAUUCUAUUCCUUCUGUAUUGCUUUAAUGAAUUCAUUCUGAAUAUAAUCUUGGGCCUAGAAGAAAGAGAGAAAAGAACCUAUAAAAAUAAUUUUUAUUCCAGAAAGUAAGUCACAUAGAUUUCCACUUACACAAUAAUUGUAAUGUCACUAACUUGAUACCAUUGGGCAGGUCCUUAACUCUAUAUAAUUUAACAAGUUACUUAUCUCUAAGUCUCAGUUUCAUUUAUACAAUGGGAAUAAUAGUACCUUCAUAAGGUUGUUAAAGGCUUAAAUACAUUUGAAGCAUUCAACCCUGUCUCUGGUGUGUAAAUAGUAGGCUCACAAUAGAUAUUAGUUAUUAUUAGAAAUUUAUACCUUUUUAAAAAUUGUCUUUAAAAGGAUGGUAGCACUUUGGAAAGAAGAGAAUGUAAGAUUUUACUAUAUUACUAUCAUGGUGAUGACAAUUUAUAAUUAUAGUAGCCAUUGGCAUUAUAAUCGUAAAUCAUCACACAGAAUACAUACAUGAUUCCUGAAGUAUAAUAUACCUCCCUACUUAAAUCUAGGAUGUUACUGGAAUCCAUUGAGUAACAAACUAAAUAAUCAAAAUUAAUAUAAAAUUGAAUGCAAUUAUAAAUAUAUUGAUAAACUGCCUUUUUGUCUUUAAAAAUUCUUAUUUCGUCAGUUUGGGCAAUACAGUCUUAUUUUCUAAUAUACUAAUUUUUGUUCUUUUGGUUCUCUGAUAAUGAGUACUUUAUAGUCUAUAAACUGUUAACUAUUACUUUCUAGAAUAAUGUUUUUCUUUUUUUUUCUUUUAGUGAGAUACAUGUUUAUUCAAACACAAGAUACCCCAAAUCCCAACAGUUUAAAGUUUAUUCCAGGAAAACCAGUUCUUGAGACAAGGACCAUGGAUUUUCCUACACCAGCUGCAGCAUUUCGCUCUCCUUUGGCAAGGCAAUUAUUUAGGAUUGAAGGAGUGAAGAGUGUCUUCUUUGGACCAGAUUUUAUUACUGUCACAAAGGAAAGUGAAGAGUUAGACUGGAAUUUAUUGAAACCAGAUAUUUAUGCAACAAUCAUGGAUUUCUUUGCAUCUGGAUUACCCUUAGUUACUGAGGAAACAUCUUCAGGAGAAGCAGGAUCUGAAGAAGAUGAUGAAGUUGUGGCAAUGAUUAAAGAAUUGUUAGACACUAGAAUACGGCCAACUGUGCAGGAAGAUGGGGGAGAUGUGAUCUAUAAGGGCUUUGAAGAUGGCAUCGUACAGCUGAAACUCCAAGGUUCUUGUACCAGCUGCCCUAGUUCAAUCAUUACUCUGAAAAAUGGAAUUCAGAACAUGCUACAGUUUUAUAUUCCAGAGGUAGAAGGCGUAGAACAGGUUAUGGAAGAUGAAUCAAAUGAAAAAGAAGGAAACUCGCCUUAAAAUAAUUUGAAUUUUUUUGGGGGGGGACUCAGCAAUUGGACUUGUUGAUACCAAGCUUUUAUUAUUAAUCUGCAAAGGAACUUGCAGAUUAAUAAAAUAUGCCUUUCUUUAGAGAAUGAUUUAUAAAUAUUACAUGUUUGCUUUACCUCAUAUGAGUUAUUUAUAACAUCCUGAAUCAUCUUCUCUACAUGUGCAUUUUAUCCAGGGAUAUUUUUAUUCUUCAUUUCUCAUGGUUAAUUCUUUGCAUAAUGUGCAAAGCAGUUUAAAAUACAUUUUCUCUCAUCUAUUUUAUUUACUUUUUAAAUACAGAAAUAAAUAGAGAAUGCUUUUCAAAAAUAUUCCAAAAUUGCUUAGCUUUUCAUGAGAUGUUUGAAACUAUUUUUACUGAAUUUCUAUCUUGUUUAAAAAAACAACUGAACAAUUCUGGUUGAAGAAUGAUAUCUGGUUAGCAGUCCCCAUUGUAGUAGCAUAUAAUUUCUCCCUAAGAGACUGCCCCCACCCCCC